This is a messenger RNA of Gryllus bimaculatus (two-spotted cricket), 1632 nucleotides long. NCBI's taxonomy places the organism in Eukaryota, Metazoa, Arthropoda, Insecta, Orthoptera, Gryllidae. The record is from the annotation of a GenBank genome assembly.
AUGGCUUCCAUGCCGGGAACUUUAGCUUUCGACGAAUAUGGUCGGCCAUUCAUUAUUAUUCGAGAUCAAGAAAAGCAGAAACGACUGACGGGCGUAGAUGCAUUGAAAUCUCAUAUUAUGGCAGCUCGUUCAAUUGCCAAUACUUUGAAGACUUCUUUAGGGCCAAAGGGUCUCGAUAAAAUGAUGGUUUCGUCUGAUGGAGAUGUUACUGUUACAAACGAUGGAGCUACAAUUUUGAAACAAAUGGAUGUUGAUCAUGAAAUUGCUAAAUUAAUGGUUCAGUUGUCUCAAUCCCAAGAUGAUGAAAUUGGAGAUGGAACAACUGGCGUAGUGGUACUUGCUGGUGCCCUUUUGGAACAGGCUGAACAACUUUUGGAUAAAGGUAUUCAUCCAAUCCGAAUUGCUGAUGGAUUUGAACUAGCUGCUGCUUGUGCAGUUCGCCACCUUGAGAAGAUUUCAGAUAGCUUUCCAGUGGAUGUCAAUAAUCUGGAGCCAUUAAUUCAAACUGCGAUGACAACACUUGGUUCAAAAAUAGUUAACAAAUGUCAUAGACAAAUGGCUGAAAUAGCUGUCAAUGCCGUCAUGACUGUCGCAGAUAUGGAAAAGCGUGAUGUCAACUUCGAGCUCAUUAAAGUGGAAGGAAAGGUGGGGGGAAGAUUGGAGGAUACAGUUCUUGUAAAAGGUGUUGUUGUGGAUAAAGAUUUUUCACAUCCUCAGAUGCCUAAAGUUUUACGUGAUGUAAAAAUUGCCAUCUUGACUUGCCCAUUUGAACCACCAAAGCCGAAGACUAAGCAUAAGUUGGAUGUAACUUCAGUGGAGGAUUAUCGUGCAUUGAGAGAAUACGAACAAGAAAAAUUUGAUGAAAUGGUGAAGCAGGUGAAAGAUGCUGGAGCCACCUUAGCGAUUUGUCAAUGGGGAUUCGAUGAUGAGGCCAAUCAUUUGUUGUUACAAAGACAACUUCCAGCUGUGCGUUGGGUUGGAGGUCCAGAAAUUGAACUUAUUGCUAUUGCUACAGGAGGGCGUAUUGUUCCUCGUUUUGAAGAAUUGUCACCUGAUAAAUUAGGCUUUGCUGGGUUAGUACGUGAACUUUCAUUUGGUACAACUAAAGAUCACAUGCUAGUUAUCGAGGAAUGUAAGAAUUCUCGUGCUGUGACUAUUUUCAUUCGUGGAGGCAACAAGAUGAUUAUUGAAGAAGCAAAACGUAGUAUACACGAUGCAUUGUGUGUUGUACGAAAUUUGGUUGUGGACAAUCGAAUUGUGUAUGGAGGUGCUGCUGCAGAAAUCUCAUGUGCUAUUGCUAUAUCUGAAGAGGCUGACAAGAUUUCUUCUCUGGAACAAUAUGCAUUCCGAGCCUUUUCUGAUGCUUUGGAGAGUAUCCCAUUGGCUCUCGCAGAGAAUUCAGGCCUCUCACCUAUUCACACACUUACAGAAGUAAAAGCUCGACAGGUAAAGGAAGGAAAUCCUGCUCUUGGCAUUGACUGUAUGCUGAAGGGAACUUGCGAUAUGAAAGAACAGCAUGUUAUUGAAACAUUACAUAGCAAGAAACAGCAAAUUGUAUUAGCCACUCAGUUGGUGAAGAUGAUCCUUAAAAUUGAUGAUAUUCGAUCUCCAAAUGAUAGCAUGGGAUUCUAA